UGCUUCAGCAGGAUACCAAACGCGACCUUCUUGGAGUUCCUAAAGUCGUUGGCGCUCUGCCUUCAGAGUUCAAUUCAGUCUAACCUGGUGAAUGGUUGUCUUCAGCGGAAGUUUGUGCGACAGUAGACGACUGAUAGUACGUGAAUCUAUUGUUUGGACCUUCAUGAACUUGGCAGAAAGUCUACAGAAUGUUACUUUUUCCACUCACAUACCUGCUCGUUCUUCAAAUAAGCGAUCAUGUCCUUGGUCAUGGUCGUCUCAUGGAUCCACCAGCAAGAAAUAGUAUGUGGAGGUUUGGUUUUCCAAAUCCCGUGAACUACAAUGACAACGAACUAUUUUGUGGAGGAUAUGCAAUCCAGUGGGAGCAGAAUUCCGGAAAAUGCGGUGUUUGCGGAGACGCCUAUCAUUUGGAGAAUCCCAGACCACAUGAAGCUGGUGGAACAUACGCGAAAGGCAUCAUUUCCAGGCAUUACAGCGUAGGACAAGAAGUCGACAUCGAAAUUGAGCUCACAGCAAACCAUUACGGUCAUUUUGAGUUCUUCUUGUGCCCAAACAACAACCCUACUCAGGAAGCUACUCCGGACUGUUUGAAGAGAUAUCCCCUGUACAUUGCAGGCACUAAGGACUUCAGAUAUGUCAUACCAGAGGACGGUAAAAAGAAGGCGGUGUUCAGGUACCGAGUGCAGCUUCCACCUUACGUGACGUGUACCCAGUGCGUCAUACAAUGGAGCUACUACACUGGCAACCAAUGGGGUAUGUGUCCAAACGGGACGCAAGCGCAAGGCUGUGGAAAAUCGGAGACGUUCAGGAACUGCGCAGACGUGGCUAUCCUAUCCAGUACUGGAAGCGCUGUACCACCACUCUUCGUCGGUAUGGACAAUCCAUACCUUCUCUUCUUCAGGGAUAGCUCCAGGCCUGCGCCAUACAACGUGUUCCCGCUGGUCAUAAGGGAUCAAGUCUGUGUGCCAAACAACCUGUUCAAAAGUAUGCCAGGAAUAGACAAAUGGUGCCAGAGGAACUGCCUGAGUUAUCCGCCAAAUUGCCCGAAGAAAAUUUGUGAAUGUCCGACGACUUGCAGAGCUGUAGACGAAUAUGAGGGUAACAGAGGAGCAGACGUCAAUUGUAUGGAUAAAUGUCUGGUAUAUCCAAGUAACUGUCCAGCUGAAGAAUGCGAAUGCUAUGAAGAGAUAUCUAUCACCAGGAGCAAUAUCAAGAAAUAAAAUAGUUAGAACUGUUGUUGGAGUUAACAGACUGAUUGUAACAUAUUUUAAAUAUAUUGUACAGGUCGUAGCAGUUAAAUGUAAACUGCAAUAAAAAAGUAAAAAACG
Coccinella septempunctata (seven-spotted ladybird) is the source of this 1328-nucleotide messenger RNA. RefSeq lists its product as uncharacterized. NCBI's taxonomy places the organism in Eukaryota, Metazoa, Arthropoda, Insecta, Coleoptera, Coccinellidae. The coding region runs from base 189 to 1220 and encodes 343 amino acids. The record is from RefSeq and is a predicted model, not a curated record. The transcript is spliced from 5 exons.